Molecule: messenger RNA, 4624 nt
Organism: Paramormyrops kingsleyae
Lineage: Eukaryota; Metazoa; Chordata; Actinopteri; Osteoglossiformes; Mormyridae
Product: armadillo like helical domain containing 4
Source: RefSeq, a predicted model, not a curated record
CGAAUCGGUACCAUUGCGCCGGUCCCCAGCCGUCACACUGACGCACGCACACAUGCACACCAUCGCAGGACAGCAGCGGACCAGGCGCCGUCCAGCCUGCGGGUCCGCGACGCCUGAUGAGAGUCUGUCUGCGCAUAAACCCGUCUGAAAGGCAUCGCGUGCCCGAAACGUCGAAAAGCAACGCCGCUGUCGAUGCUACGAAGUUAGAUGAAAUAUACGAAGAUUCAGGCUAUGACAGGUGUUUUAAUUGAGACUUGCCCUUGUACACCUUAGCUUCAUGUCCACCUAAUCGCGAGAGAUGGCUGGUGCUCUACCCCUCCAGCUGUGCAUCCUCCUUGGAGUUGGUCUUUUGGGCCACUCUGCACCACUCCCGGCUGAAGGAUCUAGGACCCUGAGUAGUGACACUUCAGCAGUGAAAACCACUCAAAGGCCAGCUGAGGAAGCUGUGGUGGCACAAGACCUCACAGAGGGCAAGUAUGAGGGAGAGGACACUCUCAGUAAACCUGCCGCUGCACCUGUCACGUCCGUGAGCCCAACAGCAGCUCCAGGUGGGCUAUCACAGAGCAUCAAGCCAGCCAGUGAGAUGGGGAGAUUUCCAACUGGGGAGACCAGCUUCCAGAGUUCAAGGUCGGUGAUGGAGGGUGUCUCUCUCAGUUACACCGAGGAUCCUAUAAGAGCUACAGUGGCGUUGGGCUUUGUUAAAGAGAUACUCUUGAGUGACCACGAGAGCUCACCACUGCAGACACAGGAAGAGGGUGAUGACCAGGGUGGUCAAAUGUUGGAACAGUACAUUGGAACUGACACGUAUAUCCCAGUUCCAGGAAUGAGCCUGAGUACAGAGCCAAAAAUGGGCUCGGCUAAAGGGAUUAAUCAAGAAAGUCUGUCCCAAGGAGCAAAGUUGAGUAUUGGGUCCUUGGCGAUAAAUACUGAGACACCAGAUAUUUUGGAUUCCACUGACCAGGGUUUGCAGGGCUCUCUUGUGCAGGUGGUGGCUAAUGACAAAGCGGUGCGGCACAUCUCUGCAGUCCCUCCCGUGCUACAGACCCUACAAGCAGAAAGGGAAAUGGCCCUUUUGAGAGAAUCAGAGCGAAUCGCCAGCAGCGAAUCACAUGGCCCAGUUCCUGCCUCUGCAAUGCCACCAGGACUAGUGCCAAGUGGCCCACAAGAGGCGCAGAUGGCCUUUUCAAGGAAUGAGGGCCCAGAAACAGACUUGGAUAUGGCGAGCCAAGCUGCGGGCCAGGCUGGGCAUGGAGCGAGAACCUUAGAGCCGGGACAAGACACUGAAAGCCAGCUCUCCAAGACAGAGGAAACUGGGAUUGAGGAAAAUUACACUGUGGCAGAGAGAGCUGAGGAACUUGCUACAAAGCACCUAGAUGCCCUCUCCCGGGAGGUAACAAUGGUCAACGACACAACAAAGAAGAAUACUAUGCAGUCAGGGCCUGAAGAAGAAUCUGGGGCAAGACAUGGUGCACUGCUGGAUGGAAUCCAGCUUUCAACUGCACCAGCAGCAUCUCUGCGGGAGAGGAGCGCUGCUCCAUCUCCAUCCUAUCCAUCCACUUACCUUCCAGCCAACUCUGCACCUAAACAAAGUAACUCAGGAGAGACCUUGGCUUGGACAGGCUCCCAAAAACAACAAACUGGCCAAGUUCCUACACCUUCCCAGAUGGACGUUUUUUUGCCCCAGAAUGGAGUGGGAGACAUAUUUGACAUUGCACACCCAUCCUCUGCACCCCUGCGAUCUGGACCGGAAGCCACAGCGGGGGAGGAACCCCCAGUUUCAGAUGGGGGGUCUCUGAAUCAGGACAUGGACCUCCCACUCAUAUUUGAGCCACUGGAUGGCCCCUUAGACGGGAUAAUUACCACUGGCACCCCCUCCAUUCUGCAGUCUCCCCCUACAGUACUAGCAAGCUCAGAGUCCUCGGAAGUGAUGACUCCAGAUUUAGACCCAUCCUACUCUGCCUCCUCAAAGACUGUGCCUCCCACCGUGCCAGAGGGGCCCUUUGUACCUUGGCAGAUGUCGGGAACUGAGAUCUCUGACAUAGUCAGUCCCUCUGUGCUGUCGCCCCUCACAGCACCCCCUCCAGGACCCCCACUGGAGUAUGACUCUGUGGAACUGGGCAUGACUACAGAAGCUUUUUCAGAUGACAGUGAGGCUCCCAAGAGUACAGAAGGUUCUUUCCUUACAACUAUGGCUAAGACUACCAGUCUGUCAUCACCUAGAAACAAGUCUGAUCUGGAAGAGUCAGAAUCUGAAGAAGAACACGACGAUGAGGAUGAGGAAGAUGAGGACACGGAGGAUUCUGAUGAAGAGGAGAGCCAGGAGGAUUUGGUGGAGACUCCCACACCAACCCCGGUGCCUCACACCUACAGCCAUGUCCCUUAUCACCUCUACUCAAACUCCAUAUGGGUGCAGCGCCAUCAAGGAUUAGUGCGCAGCUGGGUAGAGAAGAUUCGUGAUAAGGUGGGCUACGUGUCUGGGAUGUUGGCACCGGUGGGCAUCGGUAUCGCUGGGGCCCUCUUCAUCCUGGGGGCUCUUUACAGCAUCAAGAUGAUGCACCGCAAGAGGAGGGAUAACAGCUUCAAGAACCAGCGGAGGAAGAGCCCAGAGACAAACAGCAGGCAAGACCGAGCCAUGCUGCUAGCUGACAGCUCAGAGGAUGAAUUCUAGUACCGGCAAGAGGAUGACAGCAGCCAUCCCAGGACCGCCAUGGCAACCGCAGAAGAAUCCUUCGAACAGGCUCCCACCGUGGACCGUGUACCUGCAUGUUAAACAAAAGAACUGAUUCUGAAGAGGUUCUACUUCCGUCCUCCUCCAUCAUUGUGAGCAAUUGUGAUCGUGGGCAGAGCCAAGACAGCAAUCCCUUCCAAAAAAGAACUCUGUAGAUCCGAAUGGUGUGUGUAACACUCAUUUUGAAACGCGGCUUCCCACUGCGUAAACGAUCAUGUUGGAUUGCCGGGACUGAAUUUGAUGUCAAAAUUUCCUUAGUGAUCUUUUCGGCGUUGAACGCCUCUUCACAAGUAAUUCACACUAUUAGCGGACUAACCAAUGGAUGCUGUCUUUGGCUGACUAACAAGGUCCAACAACCUCUUCUUUUUUGGACAAGUAUUGUUGGUUGGCUGUGGUGUCACCAUCAAAUCCACAGCUGCUGCAUGAGCCUUGAUGUUCACGGCUGAUACGUCCCUCAGACGGCAGUUCGUUCCAGGUGUUUAUCUUUAAUUCUCAGAUUCUCUGCCGAGUUUGCUUGUCGUCGUAAUUCAUUUAAACAGGCGGGACUGUCUGGUAUAUAUACUGUUUUCCGCAACACAUGUACAACUAUGACAGACUUAAUUGGCAUAUUCACAUGGCUGUAUUUGCACACAUGUGCUGUGAUUUAACUUCUCGAAUGCCAAAAGGCACAAACUCUUUUGUGAUGUAUACAGGCGUAUUAUCUUGUGAAUAUACUGACACAGUACAGGUUCUGCUUUUUGUAAAGCGACAGUAUUUAUUAUACAAUCAUUCACAUGGACUUUACAAUGACAAUCCGCCUUGAUCUGCAUCAUGAGUUCCUCUCGCCUUAAUGUGAGACUCUGUAUGUUUCUUAAACAGCUAAUCUGUAUGUGUGCGAUUUAUAUAUCAGUGUUUAUCGCCGGAAGCUAAAAGCUAAAAGUAUCUCACUGGUUUCUUGGACAGUUGUACAUAUUUGCUGUAAUUACUCUCUUGAAUGACAGGAACUUGUUACCAUCCUACAGCAAGAUCUGAAAGAGCAUAAAAUUCUUUUUAAUAUCCUUUAACAGCAAAUUUUAUUAAAAUUACAGCAUUUAUACCAUUACACCAUUUACCACCUUUACCACAUACUCUAGCAGCACAUUGGUGCACUUGACAGUUUUAAUACACCCAUCUAUUUUCUCCUGGCUUUCAUUUUCCCCUGUAGAAAACAGCUUCUCUUUGUACUGAAAUGUGUGUGUAGACAGGAGCCCUGGAAUAAUUCCUGUGUAUGAAUUCAUUACCCAGUGUUGUUUGCUUUGUAUGGCUGAUCGUCUGAGCUCAUACAUAUAGAAAGACAUACAGGGAUGGUAGAGCAUGGCUAAGUCUCUAAAGGUAUCACAGAAGCUAUGUCUUAAAGUCCCUUUGGCCAUCAGGCCCUUAAAUGUCCCAGCGCUUUGCUUCUGCCUUAGGAUAUAGCAAGGUGCAGGAGUUGAGUUGUGUGACACUUGCUGUCCAGGAAGUUGGUCACUGAUGUCGGGCACUAGUGUCAUUUUCCGCCUGCUGGACGGUGGCCCAUGAGGGUCACACUGCACUUUGUGUCGAUGCCGCAGACUCAAAAACCCAAACUGGUUUUUCGGAUGUGCUCAUGCAAACGUGCACAUGGCUCCCUAACAUUUUCCACAAUACUGUCCUGACACUGGCGUACUGUGACGUUUUCCGUGUGAUCAUGCACCCGCCUCGUCCGUUUCUCCUUAUUGCAGGCUGGAUCAGCACGGGUCUCUCGGGACGGUCACGGGCCCUGAACUUGCUUUCACUCGCUGCCCCAGGCUGUGCGGCUGCUUGUCAUGCUUAAAAAAAGGUCAUCUGCGUGCGGAGUCGCUACCGUUCUCCGGAAUGGUCGCAUUGUCAGAGUUCUGUAAAUAAACAGCACGGAGCCAA